AUGUCUGGUCAUAAGAAAGUUAGUCUCAGCGAAAAAGAAGCUGAGGUGCUUGCCACGGCCUGGAAUUGCUUCAAGACUCCCCCCGAAAAUGAUGUCCCAACACAUGCUCAUUCACAGGUUGAUUUUGAGAAGCUUGCCGAGCUCACGGACUACGCCAACCCCAGAAGCGUGCAGAAUCUCAUCGGUGUCUGCGCGCGGGCCAAAACUACUCCAGGCUCACGCAAGCGCAAGGUUACCAAUAACGAUGAGGAUGGCGGUAGUGAUUUCAUCGCCUCUACUCCGAGCAAGCGCGGUCGCGGCAUGAAGCGAACUCUCACCAAGCAGAUCGUCAAUAAUGACGAUUCCGAGUCUGAUAGGAAGGAUAUCGCGAAGAAAGAUGUCGACCUCAAGGAGGAAACCGUCGAGGGCGUCGUGGAUUAA
Messenger RNA from Daldinia caldariorum, 420 nucleotides. RefSeq lists its product as uncharacterized. The transcript is spliced from 3 exons. The record is from RefSeq and is a predicted model, not a curated record. Bases 1 to 420 code for a protein of 139 amino acids. NCBI's taxonomy places the organism in Eukaryota, Fungi, Ascomycota, Sordariomycetes, Xylariales, Hypoxylaceae.